Messenger RNA from Megalops cyprinoides (Indo-Pacific tarpon), 672 nucleotides. RefSeq names its product ring finger protein 7 (gene rnf7). Gene Ontology annotation, cellular component: nucleus; Cul5-RING ubiquitin ligase complex. The transcript has 3 exons. Bases 21 to 359 code for a protein of 112 amino acids. Gene Ontology annotation, molecular function: zinc ion binding; cullin family protein binding; ubiquitin protein ligase activity. The record is from RefSeq and is a predicted model, not a curated record. Gene Ontology annotation, biological process: ubiquitin-dependent protein catabolic process; protein ubiquitination. Lineage: Eukaryota; Metazoa; Chordata; Actinopteri; Elopiformes; Megalopidae.
UUCCGCCGUCCUCUAUUGAUAUGGCGGAGAUGGAUGACGGAGACGAGUCGGGUUUGGUUCAUACACACAGUGCCGCAGGGUCAAAAUCUGGAGGCGACAAAAUGUUUUCCCUCAAAAAAUGGAAUGCUGUGGCAAUGUGGAGCUGGGACGUCGAGUGCGAUACCUGCGCAAUAUGUAGAGUGCAAGUUAUGGAUGCCUGUUUGCGUUGUCAAGCCGAGAAUAAGCAGGAGGACUGUGUCGUGGUGUGGGGAGAGUGCAAUCACUCGUUUCACAACUGCUGCAUGUCUCUGUGGGUGAAGCAGAACAACCGCUGUCCUUUAUGUCAACAAGACUGGGUGGUCCAGAGGAUCGGGAAGUAAUGCGGAAUGAGACACAACAGACUGUCCUGCCAUACCGCUUCCACGAAUCCUUUAAUCCCUAGGCACCAAGCGAAGUCGUGCCCCAGACACGGAACAUGGACUUGCCUAAGGCAGAUCACGUGUUCCAGUGUGCCCUUGUUGGGCAUCGGAGCUGCAUUUGUUCAGUGACUUCUUGUUUUUCUUUUGGGGCCUACAUGUAUGUAGAAGAUCAGAGACCUGUGUUUGUUCUGGAUGUCUGAAUAAUUUUUUUGUGCCCUGAGUAACAUGGUCGUAAAGUAUGUUCUAAUAAAAGUAUUGAAAUGUAAUUUUUUUC